Messenger RNA from Thrips palmi, 900 nucleotides. RefSeq names its product protein takeout-like. The record is from RefSeq and is a predicted model, not a curated record. The transcript has 6 exons. The coding region runs from base 16 to 807 and encodes 263 amino acids. NCBI's taxonomy places the organism in Eukaryota, Metazoa, Arthropoda, Insecta, Thysanoptera, Thripidae.
GCGUCGUGCCCCAGGAUGGCGUCCAGGACGGCGCCCAGGAUGGCGUCCAGGAUGGCGCCCAGCUGCUGCAGGCUGGCCCUCGCCGGCGCCGCCCUGCUCGUCUUUGCCGUGGGAUUAAUUCGCUCGGAGAUCCCCGAGUACAUUAAAGUAUGCAAGAGGACGGAUCCCAACGUCAAUAAAUGCAUCAAUGCUUCCAUCAACGCACUUAGACCAAAAUUACUUAAAGGAAUACCGGAGUUGGACGUCCCGGGGGUGGACCCAUUGUACCUGAAGGAGGUGCGGUUGUCGCGUGGGCCCUCGGGUGCGCGACUGGACGCCACCAUUACCAACAUCAAGGUCUUCGGCGCCAACACCUUCGUCGUGCAGGAGCUCAAGACUGACCUCGACAAGAACAUCUUCGACUUCGACCUGCUGCUGCCGUACCUGCACUUCAUCGGCAACUACAAGAUCGCCAUGCGGAUCCUGCUGCUCAACAUCCACGGCAACGGCGGGCUGACGGGCAACUUCACCAACUACGCCUGCAAGGUGAGGAUGACGGGCCACAAGAUCAAGCGCGGCGGCGACGAGUACCUGGAGCUGGACCGCAUGAAGCUCAAGCUCAAAGUGGGCGACGCACAGAUCUCCCUGGCCAACCUCUUCGACGGCGACCCAGUGCUAGGACCUAUGGCGAACCGACUCAUCAACGAAAACUCCCGCGUGUUCCUGGACGAGAUCCUGCCCACGUUGGAGUCCUCGCUGGCCGACCUCUUCACGGACAUCGGCAACAAGAUCACACUCAAGUUCACGUACAAGGAGCUCUUCCCGUAAUAGGAGCAGGUCUUUUGCCGGCUGCACAUAUUUUUUUUAGUCCCUUUUCUUGUUUUUUGUUUACAUUGCGCCGGAAGGGACCUUAAAAAACAC